AAAUAUAACUUUCAUUGGUAAUAAUGAUUGUUGGGAGAGUAUUAUCUACACUUGCAAGAGCACGAUUGAUCUCCUAUGCAAGACCCCAGUUACUAAAUAAGAAACAAAAUUUGACUCUAUCUUUCUUGAUGUGCAAACUAUCAAGUUACCAUGUUACAAAGAAUAUUGAACAUAUUUCACAAAGUGAUGAAGUUGAAACUUGUAAUGCAGAGGAAAGUAGACCUCUAUUAGUUGUAUUCAGUUGGCUAUUGGCAAAUCGUAGACAUCUUAUGAAAUAUAUGAAUUUGUACCUAGAACAAGAUUUUGAUAUUUUACUUGUAUCAGUUACACCUUGGCAACUAAUGUGGCCUGUGAAAGGAUCUAGGCUAGUUGCUGCAGAUCUUUUAGAAUUUUUAACACAACAACAAAAUUAUCAGCAAAUUCUAUUGCAUGGAUUUUCAGUAGGUGGAUAUAUGUGGGGAGAAGUAUUGGAUUUAGUACAAAGUAAUCACCAAAAAUAUAAUAAUGUAAUUGACAGAAUUGUUGGUCAGGUAUGGGAUAGUUUGGUUUAUGUGACUGGCAUACCAUUAGGUAUACCACGUGCUGUAUUUCCAAGAAAUGAAAUGCUACAAAAUAUGUUACAAAAGUAUCUAGAAUAUCAUUUAAAAACAUUUCAUAAACAAUCUACACAGUAUUAUAUACGAUCUAGUCAAAUGUUUCAUACAAAUUUGGUACAUACCCCAGCAUUAUUUUUCGUAAGUAAAACAGAUCCAGUAGGUACAGUAAUACAUAACAUGAGAGUAAGGGAUCAGUGGGAUACAUUGGGUGUAAAGACUUAUGUUAAAAUAUUUGAAAAGUCUCCACAUGUUGGACAUUAUCCUAUGUAUCCAAAAGAAUAUGUUGCAGAACUUUAUGCCUUUUUAAAUAAAUUAAGUUUAGUUCAAAAUGAAGAAAAAAUGAGAGCACAUCUUUAA
Molecule: messenger RNA, 953 nt
Organism: Habropoda laboriosa
Lineage: Eukaryota; Metazoa; Arthropoda; Insecta; Hymenoptera; Apidae
Exons: 5
Coding region: 24-953 (309 amino acids)
Molecular function (GO): serine hydrolase activity
Source: RefSeq, a predicted model, not a curated record